AUGUGGAACUCAAUGAAAAAUAAAAUUACUUCUCGAAAAGAUAAUAGAGGGUCCGCCCCGUUUCUUGCCAAAACAUACGAUAUGGUCGAUGAUCCUUCUACUGACGCUAUUGUGUCCUGUCCCACUAACAAUAGCUUCGUCGUCUGGGACCCACCUGAGUUCUCCAGACAGCUCUUCCCAAACUUCAAACACAAUAAUUUUAACAGCUUCGUUCGACAAAAUACUUAUGGAUUUGAUGAAGUUGAUCCUGACCGAUGGGAGUUCGCAAAUGAGGGUUUCUUAAGAGGCCAAAGGCUUCUUAAAAGCAUUGUACGUCGUAAACCGGCUCAUGCGCAAAAUAAACAGCCUCAGCAGCCACAUGGACAGAGCUCAACAGUUGGGGCGUGUGUUGAAGUUGGUAAAUUUGGCCUUGAGGAAGAGGUUGAGAGGCGGAAGAGGGACAAGAAUGUGCUUAUGCAGGAGCUUGUCAGGUUGAGGCAGCAGCAGCAGACAACUGAUAAACAUCUACAAACAAUGGUACAACGCCUUCAUGGAAGGGAACAAAGGCAACAACAAAUGAUGUCAUUCCUGUCAAAGGCUGUGAAUAGCCCUGGAUUGGCACAGUUUGUACAGCAACAAAAUGAGAAGCAGCUCAUAACUGAAGGCAAGAAAAAAAGGAGACUUAAACCAGAUGUUGUUCCAGAUGAUCAUCCAGUCACUCCUGCUGAUGGGCAGAUUGUCAAAUACCAGCCUUUUAUGAAUGAUGGUUCAACUGCGAUGUUCAGUCGUAUGAUGUUGGAUGCAUCUCCUCAGUGGAACCUUGACAGGGACACGACUUCAGGGAUAUCAGAUUUGCCAUUAGUGAAGAGGUGUUACAGCUGUUGGCCCUUCGGAAGAGAUCAGUCUUUACCGGUAGGUGUCACUUCUGAUGCAGUGAAAAUGACUCCAUUUCCGGAUAUAACCCCCCUAGUUGGUUCGCAGGAGUUGCCGGCCGUCAAUCUUUCUCUGAAAAACAUGCUUAUGCAUGAGCCUCGCUUACAAGUGGCUCGAGAAGCCAAUGUUGAUAACAGCAUAUUCUGA
Molecule: messenger RNA, 1059 nt
Organism: Daucus carota subsp. sativus
Lineage: Eukaryota; Viridiplantae; Streptophyta; Magnoliopsida; Apiales; Apiaceae
Product: heat shock factor protein HSF8-like
Biological process (GO): cellular response to heat; regulation of transcription by RNA polymerase II
Cellular component (GO): nucleus
Molecular function (GO): RNA polymerase II cis-regulatory region sequence-specific DNA binding; DNA-binding transcription factor activity
Source: RefSeq, a predicted model, not a curated record